AUGUCUUCGGAGGAGAUGAAAAAUCUCCACCUGGAGGAGAAAUACCUGCAACCGGAAACCAAGGAAGUUAAUGGAAUCCUCAUGACCAAGAUGAUAAGCGAUAACUGGAACAAAAUCUGGAAUUUUCAAGCCAAGCCUGAUGACCUUCUCAUUGCAACCUACGCAAAGGCAGGUACCACCUGGACCCAGGAGAUCGUGGACAUGAUCCAGAAUGACGGGGAUCUGCAGAAGUGUCAGCGGGCCAACACUUUUGACCGGCACCCUUUCAUCGAGUGGGCGCUCCCCCCGCCCCUCAGCUCAGGUCUGGAUCUCGCCAACAUGAUGCCUUCUCCGAGGACUCUGAAGACGCACCUGCCUGUUCAGAUGAUCCCACCUUCCUUCUGGAAAGAGAACACAAAGAUCAUCUAUGUGGCCAGAAAUGCCAAGGACUGCCUGGUAUCCUACUACCACUUCUCAAGAAUGAAUAAGAUGGUGCCAGACCCUGGCUCCUGGGAGGAGUAUGUUGAGACCUUCAAAGCUGGAAAAGUGCUGUGGGGCUCCUGGUACGACCACGUGAAGGGCUGGUGGCACGCCAAGGACCAGCAUCGCGUCCUCUACCUCUUCUAUGAGGACAUGAAGGAGGAUCCAAAGCGGGAAAUUCGGAAGAUCCUGAAGUUCCUGGAGAAAGAGGUGUCGGAGGAAGUUCUGGACAAAAUCAUCCAUCACACGUCCUUUGAGGUCAUGAAAGAGAACCCGAUGGCCAACUACACCACGCUGCCCACCAGCAUCAUGGACCACUCCAUCUCCCCCUUCAUGAGGCGAGGGGUCGUCGGGGAUUGGAAGAACCACUUCACCGUGGCCCAGAAUGAGAGAUUUGAUGAUGAUUACAGGAAGAACAUGGCUGACACCACUCUAACUCUCCACUUUCGAUUCUCGUAA
This is a messenger RNA of Rangifer tarandus platyrhynchus (Svalbard reindeer), 918 nucleotides long. NCBI's taxonomy places the organism in Eukaryota, Metazoa, Chordata, Mammalia, Artiodactyla, Cervidae. The record is from the annotation of a GenBank genome assembly.